AUGUCUUUGUAAUAAAAACAAAAUUUAUUAGUCAAAGAAAUAAUUGAAAAAGGUUACAACAUAGAUGCCUUUUAAAAAUCUAUUGAUCAACGACAUGAUCUUGAAUCAUGGGAUCAUGAUCAACUUAUAGAAUUUGUUAAAUAAUUUCAAGAUUAAUAAAAUGACUAUUUUACUAUUUUAAAAUGCAAUAAGACUAUUCCAAAUGCACUAUCUUAAAUAUAAGAUGUUUAAGCUAUUGUUGUUGGAUAUGAAAAAGUAUAAAAAGGUAUUUUUCAAAAUACUAUUAUUUAUUUUUAAAUUGAAACUAAACCUACUAAUUGGGUGGUAAGAAGAACUUAUGAUGAAUUUAUUCAACUCAAAAAUAUUUUGAAUAAGUAUUAUACAGUACCAAAUAUUCCAAAUUAAAGAAAAUCUCCAAUUGAUUUUACAUUUAUUAAAUAACUAAGACAUUUACAAAUGUUUCUCAAUUUUAUACUUGGAGAUUUUGAAAUAAGAAAUUUAAAUAUUAUACAAGAAUUUCUAUAGUCAGAAUAAUUUUCAUUUAAUCAAUAAUUUAAUUAUUGCAACAUGAAAGGUGAAAUUAACGUUAGAAUAAAUUCAUCCAUAACUAAUUUUAUCAAAUAAUCUGAUUACUUUUUAACUAAUAUAACACCUAUUUAAAAAAAAGCAUAUAAAUUAAUAAAAUAGUUAAUGAAAUAAAUGUAAUAAAAAAAUUAAACAUUAAUUUAAUUAACAGAAGUAUAUAAAGAAUUAUUUAGAGAAUCAAAGGCUUAAAAUACUAGACUAAAAGAUUGUUAUAAAAAUUUAUAAGAUUUAUUUGAGUCUUCAUAAAAGUUAGAAUCAAAUUAGAUAAAGAUUUUGAAUGAAACAAUUUAUCCACAAUAAAGGUUUUAAUAUCAUUAAACUUAACCUCUUAGAGAGUUGUUAAAUUUAAGAGAGAAAUCUUUAAUAUCUUAUUAAGAGUUUUCUUAAAAAUUAAAAUAAAAGAAAGAGAAACUUUAUCAGAUGGGAGAAGUAGUAAAAUGGGAUUUAGAUGAAAGUUUUUUAGAUAGUUUCAAAUUAGAGUAAAUAAAAUCCACUCCUUAAAUUGCAUUUUAAUGCAUGUGCAAAACUGUAUUUUAUUUAAUUGAAGUAUUUUAAGGAGAAUGCAUAGUAAUUAUAAUUAAAGAAUCAGUUUGGAGUUUUGAACUAAAGAGCAUAUUAAACAAUUGAUGAGAUUAUAAAUUACUCUUCUUUAUAAAUUAAGGAAUAUUUAGAUAAGAUGAUGAAAUCGAUGUGUUUAUAAUUCUAGCAAUAUUAAACAGUUUGGGUUGAAAUAUAAAAUAAUCUUAUGUAAAUGUGA
Molecule: messenger RNA, 1342 nt
Organism: Paramecium sonneborni
Lineage: Eukaryota; Ciliophora; Oligohymenophorea; Peniculida; Parameciidae
Source: the annotation of a GenBank genome assembly